This is a messenger RNA of Protopterus annectens (West African lungfish), 4190 nucleotides long. RefSeq names its product P2Y receptor family member 10 (gene P2RY10). Bases 419 to 1417 code for a protein of 332 amino acids. Gene Ontology annotation, biological process: phospholipase C-activating G protein-coupled receptor signaling pathway; positive regulation of Rho protein signal transduction. The transcript has 4 exons. Gene Ontology annotation, molecular function: G protein-coupled receptor activity. The record is from RefSeq and is a predicted model, not a curated record. NCBI's taxonomy places the organism in Eukaryota, Metazoa, Chordata, Ceratodontiformes, Protopteridae. Gene Ontology annotation, cellular component: membrane.
UAUUAAUGUUCUGACGUUAGUACUGUCGCAUAUUACUUGACAGUGUGUAAACAAGUUUGUGGUAAGUUCAAACUGACAAAGAAAGCACUUCCUCAUAUUUACUUAGUCUGCUAUUUUCCUGUAUGCUACAGCCACAGGCACAAGGAUGAAUGAAUCCGAAAGGAAGAAGCUAAUAGAAUGGAAAAUAAAUGAAGGAAGGCAACUGUAUACUACACAUAACUGGUGAAGAGACAUUCUAAGGGUAUUAAUAGGACUAAAAGGAUAUGGAUGAAGUUUCUAGACUAUGUUACCUGAUCUAACACAGAUUAUUUCCCCUAUUGUAUAUAUCCUGAAAAGCUUAUUACAAUCACACAACGAAGAACUAAGUCAAUUUCAGCAACCCUUUUAAGCUGUUUAUCAUUCUUUGUGGGAUUAAUUAAUGAAUAAAAAAAGUUGCUACAGCAAAAUGGAAAACAUUACACACUGUGAAAAUGAAUCUGUACAAUUUCAGUUGCUUCUUUAUGCUGUGACAUACCUGAUUAUAUUUAUACCAGGUCUUCUAGCCAACAGCAUUGCACUUUGGGCUUUGUGUGGUUAUAUCAGGAAAAGAAGUAAAUCGGUGAUCUUCAUGAUUAAUCUUGCCUUUGCUGAUUUUGCACAUGUGUUGUCACUACCUCUCCGAAUAUUUUAUUAUAUCAAUCAUACAUGGCCUUUUGGACAUUCCAUGUGUAUGCUAUGUUUCUACCUAAAAUAUCUGAAUAUGUAUGCAAGUAUUGUAUUCCUUAUGUGCAUAAGCAUUCAGCGCUGUGUGUUUCUUAAGUAUCCUUUCCAAGCAAAAACAUGGAAGAGAAGGUAUGACAUCAUUAUAUGUGCCUUUAUUUGGAUUAUUGUUGGUCUUUGCUGCUUACCGUUUCUAUUUAUGAGGAAUGAUGGGCCUGCCCCUCCCAACAGCAGUUUAUGCUUUGCAGAUCUUCCUACUAAACAAAUCAAUUUGGGCUCUUCUGUUGCUAUGCUAACAAUAGCUGAAUUAGCAGGAUUUGUGAUUCCCAGUUGUAUAAUUUUUACAUGUGCAUGGAAAACAUUGGAAACUCUCCUGUUGAAAAAUAAAGUUUUUGCAGGUGAUGCUGAAAAGAAGAGGGCUCUAAGAAUGGUUAUAAUGUGUGCUUUGGUUUUCCUUUUCUGCUUUACACCAUAUCACAUAAACUUUCCUUUCUAUCUAAUGACGAAACUUAACAUGAUCAUGAGCUGUCCUCACCGUAAAGUAAUUCUUACAUUUCAUCCCAUAUCAUUAUGUCUUGCAAGUCUGAAUUGUUGCUUGGAUCCUAUAUUAUACUACUUUAUGACAGCAGAAUUCAGAGAACAGCUAUCAAGACAUGGAAGUGUUCUUACACGUGGCCGACUCAUGAGCAGAGAAAGUGGAUCCUCCAUUAAAGACUAGACAAAAAAGACAUCACGUUUGUCAAAAACUGCAAUAGUAAAAUGCAAGAUUGUAUUACAACUGCAUUCUGUGGCAUUACUGCAACAUCAGAUCCUGUACAAGAUUUCAAAAGUUUUCUUUGAAAUCAUCUCUAGUGAAUGAACCUGGCACACCUUGAACCUGAUAUGAUGUGUUGCACAGAGUAUGCCUUUGAAGAAAAAUAAAAUCCUUACAGGAUUUUCUGUGCCUUAUUGUAAGGCAUAUUCUAGCUUAGCAGCUUAGCAACAUCAACUAUUUCCUAAAUUCAGUCUGAAUAUUGGAAGUACAAACACCAACAAUGCAUCGCCAUUUCUUAGCAAAACGUGGAUAACACUGGGAUGUCACAUAAAUGACUACACAAUUUGUUUUGUGAGUUCAGAAAAUGUCUACUGACUUUUUAGGAUCAUGCCAAAGAGGGAUGGUUCACUUGUGUUUGACAAACUUGUUUUGCAUUGGGUUACUGUGGAAAGAGAAAAUGUUGACUUUCAGUUUAAAAGCAACAAGAAUGAAAAUAUCUACUGGAUUAAUCCGGUCUGAAUGCAUUUAUUCAGUUAAGACUGUUUAUGCGGGUUGAUAAACAUAUUAUUGAGGACUGGUGUUUCCUCAUCCUGUUCACUUUUCCAGCCAAAGCCAAAUACGUCUUACUAAGGAACAGCAGCCACUGAGAACAUAUUUAUACCUGGAAAAUUCAUCUGUGGAAAUUAUUUAAAGAUACGGUUCUUAUUCUACUUCAAUACUUUAAUAAUUCAGAGUAUUUUAGCUCAUUACAACAAAAACAAAAAAUAAACUGUAAACACUGAAUGGUCUCUCUGUGUUCCAGUAAAAUAAUAUCCAAUAUAGUAAAGCACACAAAUAUAAUUCAGUCGUGUGAAUUCUGUUAAAAAAUAUUUAUUCAAAGUGGGAAAUGUGGCUAUUAAAAGUUCAGUUACUAUUAAAUUCAAAUACAAGCCAAAGAAUGUAUUAUAGGAAUUACUCAAAAUUUUUAUAAAGUGUGUGUCAUCAUUUGCUUUUAUAAUUUUCUCAUCUUUGGAAUCAUGUACAAAAUUAUUGCUUCCAUGUAAAAAUGUAAAACAACUAGAACACAAAAGUGCUUAUAGUAGCCUUAUUCAUGUGACCCUCUAUUUGUCUGAAGUUAUAUAAAGUAUUUAUUAUUUUUUUGUUAUGCUUAAAGUAGUACAACAUUAGCCUUCGUAAGAUGCUGGAAUUUUUUAAAAAAUUCCACUAGUGACACUACAAAUCUAUGUUUGUAGUUAUGCUGAACAAGCAGAUAAAGACAUAGUCAGAAGAGUUGUUGUCUCACUGAAUUGAGUGUGUUUCCAUUUUAGUAAAUGAGCAGAGGACUGCUGCGAUAACGCAUAAGGAUGGAAUAAGUGGAAAGGAGAUGAAGUCUGGUUCCUGGCCCUCGUGCCAAAUGCCUGUCCAAGUGUGUUUAUAUAAGAAUAGUUCCAUUUUGGAAAAUACCAUCCUAUUCACAUAAAGGAAAAAAUCCUAGCUAGAUUAUAUAUAAUUCCUACGAAACAGCUAUUAUCAAAUUCUUCAUGCUUUUGGACAGUUUUGAUCGACCUUUUUCCAACAGCUAUCACCUUUGAAAGAAUUAACACAUAUCUAUAUGGCUGAGAUGGGGUCUUUGAUUACAGUAUUAAGCAGUUCUCUAAGAGUAGUGUCCCUGACAGAUAGUAUUAGCUUUAACUAUGUACUCAGAUAUUGCUUGUCUCAUGUAGAGUUAUAUAUAACUUUCCCAUUUUAUGUUAUAACUUCAGAAGAGUGCAGGCAUAUACAUGACAAGUGGUUUUAAAUUACAGGAUACUCGAUCCCUUAAUCAAUAACAGUAAAAUGAAUCGAUGUCCUGAUGUAAACAAAUAAAUAAAAGCCUUCUAGUUGGUACUAACAUGAUACUUCCUUUAUCUAUAGUAAAUUUUGUACCUUUGCACAUAGAAAGGCAUGAUGGCAUCCCAAGUCAGGUCAUUGCCAAUUUAAAAAGAACAGAAGAGUAUAUCUGUUUAUUAAUGAUCAAAUAUCAAGAGUACAGUUAGAAAAGGAAAGUAGUUAAUCACUGCCCUGUUAAAAGGCUGACUAUAGGUACAGUGCACGCAUCUAACAUUUUUCUUAAAUAAAAAUGCACAGGAUACCUGGAUGCUCUAUGAAUAAUGUUGCCUUACUACAUACGACAUUACUAGUGAGGGACCAAGAAUCAAAAUUCUUGAAACAGAAUAAUUUGGACAAUAUGCACUAAAUGAAAAUGAGAUGAACCUUAACUGCCAAAUUAAUUUUCAAAAGAUUCUUUGAAGUCCAAACCCUAAGAGCUGUCAUUCAUCUUUUUUUAUGGGCACAGCUUAGACUGGUUUUAUAAGAGUAUUUUUAUGAUCUAUUAAAUUUAGCUGCAAGUUACAUCAGCCAAACAUGCUUAAAUGAAAACAUUUUAUUGGAUUUAUUAUAUUAAGUUUUACAGUAUAUAAAAUGCUCUUAAUUUCUUGUUUAAAUGUGUUUUCUGAAUUAAAUAUAAGCCUGGAAUACUGAAUUUAUAGUAUUUGGUAAAUGUGAACUCUUGUCUCUGAACACAUUUGUAUCAAGCCAGUGUUUUAAAUAUCAGUGAAUGUCUCUACCAACAUGAAUUAUAUGCUACAAGUGUUUUUGUUUUUUCAGUGUUUAACAUUUUGGUUUUGUUCUCCUUGCCAAUGCCAUGCUGUAAAGUGUGUUUAUGUCUAUAGUCUUCAAUUAAAGAUAAAGAAUGUUAAAGAGGGCAGCAAUUUGCAAA